UGUCUCCAUUAACAGCCAGUAAAUAUUUAUUUUAUUCAUAACUUCAAACUGGAGUAAAGGCUCAUAUUCAGUUUCUGAUAACGUUACUAUAGUAGCAUAUUUUUUUCCUAAACGUGACGUCAAGCACGAUAACAAUUAAACGACACUUGUCCUGGGAAAAGACAGCAGUUGGAGCAACAUGAGUCUGAACGAGCAUUCACUGCAAGCUCUGUCCUGGAGGAAGCUGUACCUGAGUCGAGCUAAACUGAAGGCUUCUAGUCGGACAUCAGCUCUGCUUUCUGGAUUUGCUAUGGUGGCUAUGGUAGAAGUGCAGCUGGACAACAGCUAUCCUUACCCACCUGCUCUACUCAUUGCCUUCAGUGCCUGUACCACUGUGCUUGUGGCUGUCCACCUGUUCGCUCUGAUGGUCAGCACCUGCAUUUUGCCCAAUAUAGAGGCUGUCAGCAAUGUCCACAACCUUAACUCUGUGAAGGAGUCUCCACAUGAGCGAAUGCACCACCACAUUGAACUGGCAUGGGCUUUUUCUACAGUUAUUGGUACCUUACUCUUCCUAGCCGAGGUGGUUCUACUCUGCUGGGUCAAAUUUUUGCCAGUUAAGCCCAAUAAGUCCAGUAAUAAUACAGUUUCAGCUGGUGUGGCUGCUGCUAUUACCUCCACCUCUAUUAUGGUUCCUUUUGGUUUAGUAUUCAUAGUGUUUGCUGUGCAUUUCUACCGCUCCUUGGUUAGCCACAAGACUGACAGACAGUUUCAGGAGCUGGAGGAACUCUCUAAUCUCACCAGGCUACAAAAUGAGCUGGACAACAGAGGGGAGUCUUCCAUCUUGCAGUCUCCAAGCUCACAUUUCCCAUAGUGAAGUAUGGCAAAUACACAUCUAUGGUGGAACUCUUGACUGCAAGUCAGAAGCCACAUUAUUGGCUUCUAAAUUUUUACAGGAAUGAGGAUGUCUCACCUCUUUGUUGUGACAUUUACUUUUGUGAAAAGAGUUGUAUUUUUUAGAAAACAUGUUUGUUCAACUGUGAAAUCAGAAAUCUGCCGUAAUGCAUGUGACUUGAAAUUGGGAAGUCUUAAUUGAAGUUUUAACUAUAAUAGUUGUUUGAUUUAACUUAUAGACUCAUAUCUCAUAUACAUGAUGGCAGAGGCUUUUGAACAAUAACUUGGAACCCUGUCUGUUGCCUGCUGCAUUUAUUUACCUGUUUGUCAGUGAACACUGCAUUUGUUAAUAUAUAGUACCUUGUGUUUUGUAAACCACAAGUAUUUAAUUCUCCUCCUUGUUCACUGUGUACAUGAUUUCUUGUGAUGUCCACCAAUUGUUUUUGUAAUGCUUGUAGACUGACUCAACAGCUGCUAAAACAACCGUGUUAGUAGUAUAGUAUAUUUGCUGACAUCUGUAGCACAGGCUGUGGUGUUAAAAUAAACGUUUUUUAUCAAAUGCCAUUCAAAGUUUCAGAUUU
Molecule: messenger RNA, 1451 nt
Organism: Sander lucioperca (pikeperch)
Lineage: Eukaryota; Metazoa; Chordata; Actinopteri; Perciformes; Percidae
Gene: orai1b
Product: ORAI calcium release-activated calcium modulator 1b
Exons: 3
Coding region: 179-850 (223 amino acids)
Biological process (GO): store-operated calcium entry
Cellular component (GO): membrane
Molecular function (GO): store-operated calcium channel activity
Source: RefSeq, a predicted model, not a curated record